GGAAAAUAGAGAGAGGACAAAGCAGACCAUCUUGGUGGAUUGUACCUGAGCACUGUCACCAUCUCACACUGAGCGCUACCCCAGCAAGUGAUGAAGUGAUGGAUUCUUUUUGGUGCUAUUGAAGAACAACGUGCAGCGAGGCUGCAACAUUGGAACAUGGAGAACCACACGGCCAAUGUUCACAAUGUCACCCUGUUUGUAAAUAUGACUAGAAUGCCUCUGAACCCUGUGGAAGAACAGGUCGUAACCAUAUUGCUCACAAUCCUCAUCUGUGGAGUUGGGAUUGCCGGGAACAUCAUGGUGGUGCUGGUGGUGCUGCGUACCAAGCACAUGGUGACCCCGACCAACUGCUACCUCGUCAGUCUGGCAGUGGCUGACCUCAUCGUGCUUCUGGCUGCUGGUCUGCCCAACAUCUCCGAUGCGGUAGCCUUCUGGAUAUACGGCUACACGGGAUGCUUGUGUAUCACCUAUCUGCAGUACUUGGGCAUUAAUGUGUCCUCUUGCUCCAUUACUGCAUUCACCAUUGAACGAUACAUUGCCAUUUGUCACUCCAUAAAGGCUCAGUUCUUAUGCACUGUGUCGAGGGCCAAGAGGAUCAUAGCUGGAGUGUGGGUCUUCACAUCCCUCUAUUGCAUUAUGUGGUUCUUUCUGGUAGACACCAAUGAAACCGUCUACACCAAUGGAGUGGUGGUUACCUGUGGCUACCGUGUCUCCAGGAGCCUCUACAUGCCAAUCUACUUCCUGGACUUCACUAUGUUCUAUGUCAUCCCCCUCAUGGUGGCGACCGUGCUGUACAGCCUCAUUGCCAGGAUUCUCUUCAUGAGCCCCUUGCCCCCGCAUCUCAGCGACAAAGCCAAGGCUGGGUCGGUUCACCAAGGUCACUCCAGCAACACGAAGAAGGGCCACAAAGGGGCAGUCUCUGCAAGGAAGCAGAUAACUAAGAUGCUGGCAGUGGUGGUCAUCCUCUUCGCCCUCCUAUGGAUGCCGUACCGCACCCUGGUGGUGGUCAAUUCCAUCAUCGAGCCACCAUACAACAACACGUGGUUCCUGCUCUUCUGCAGAAUGUGCAUCUACGCCAACAGCGCCAUUAACCCCAUCAUUUACAACCUCAUGUCUCAGAAGUUCAGAGCCGCCUUCAAGAGGCUUUGUAAGUGCACCUGGCAACACAAAGAGGAAGUGAAGGAGUACAACGUACCCAUGUAUUACAGCGUGAUAAAGGAUUCCUCCCAUGAGAGCAAUGAGCUGUUCACAGAGCAAGAGGAGGUCAGCGGCCGGACCAUCAAGAGGUUAAAUUCAACCGAUGAUGUUUAAUACAGGUUUUGCAUGUGUGCAUUUACAGUUUAGACACCAGUAGGGAUGUCCCGAGCCACAUUUUUUGGCUUCCGAUCCGAUCCAAUUUUUUUUAUAGUCUUGCCGAUCUGAUACGAUUCAAUCCAAUCAAUUACAUUUUUUUUGGUUUGUUUGUUUUUUCAAUAAACUUACAAACUUGAAUUUGUGGGAUUUAAUAGGGUUAUGAAAAUAGGUCAAAAAUAGGUCAAAACAUUGCUGAAUUUACUUUUUUAUUACACAGCAUGACCAACAACAUUUUUUGGCUUUUGUAACAAACCUCUGUGAGUCAAAUCCCUAAUCCAAUGAAAGUCCAUCCAAUAAAAAAUAAAAUUGGAAAAAAAGGGCAUGCAAAAUAUUUUUAGUAUAGGACUAAUCUAAUUUGACAUGGUUAUAGAUCAAUUUGUGGUGUGAUUUAGUAUAAGAUUUUUUUUUUAAUAUAACAAACUCUCUUAGGGUCCUAUGAAAUCCGUUUUAUUUUCCUAAAUUCCGUUUUUUCCGUUUUCGUUUUUUAGAAUUCAUUUUUUUACCUUUUCCAAUUAUUUUACCAGCAUAGAGUUUGUGCUAUUUUGGUUAGUGAAUAAAAUGCCAAAAUCCUUACAUUUAUUGAUGCAAUGCAUUAUUGGCCCAUUUUGUCCAGUAAUUGAGAAAUGGAUGUAGCUUAUCUAACUUUUCUAAUGGGAUGUCAGCCUCAGAACAUAUUGUUACAAAAUCACAAACUGUAAUGCCCGUGCUUGUGAUUCAGGAAGAUGUAGUCACAGAUUUAAUUCCAAUCUCGUUAUUAAUGUAAGAUGUUUUAAUGACACACUUAUUUCGUUUACACAAUUAGACAAAUGUGACAAAGAGCGCUCAUAUUUGGAAGGCCGGAAUGUGUUGUGUGUGUGUUGAGAAUGGUAAUUGACGGUUAAUGCACGCUGGGUGCAAGAAAAACGUGCUUCUCGUCUUUUUUCACUCAGAACCUGCACGUCGUCAGUGGGAAAUGUAAAAUGGUCCUUACAUCAAAGCAGUAAAACAGUGAAAAUAUACUCAUCUAAUAUACAUGUACUCAUCCAGCCUGAGUCGCUCACACACACAGCUGCACUAGCUAGACUAAGCGAACCCUGCUAGCUUCCAUUCAUGCUCCGUAACAGAGGAGUUUCCAAGGUUUUUGCCGACAUUUCGACAUGUUUAGUAGUGUUUGUGUGGUGCUUAUUGUAAGAAACCAGGUGUCAGGGCGGCACUUCCCGUGCAAGCUCCUGACACCAUGACGCAGCAGUCUGGGCACAGUCAGAUGGGACUAUCGUCGUAGCUACGGAGCCGAAUAUCCAACGUCGAACGUGAAACUAACUUCACCAUGUCUGCAUGUUGGUGUUGUGUUUUCUUCUUCUUGUGGGUGGCACGAGUCGAGUGGCAACCAGCAGAGUUCCGAACGUGAUACGGCAACCGCAUUGGCUCGAUCUCGUGGCAGAAGCCGAUAUUAUCCGAUCUCUACAAAUUCAGCAGCUCGGCAGCCGAUCCCGAUCCUGAAGAUCUGACCGGGACAUCCCUAUACUCAAAUGUACAUUAUAUGUUGUUUUCUGCCAACAGUAAACUGUAUUUUAUUUAGAUCAUUAGAUCAUUCUGAGACAACGUACACUGUCAAAUCAAAGUGACAUUAAUGCAGAAGUGCCUUAAACUUAAAAUUUGCUCCAGUGAGCUGUGAUCCUAAACUGGUCACAUGAUCCAAACAAACAAUGGAACAAAGUAGUACAUAAAAAAACAUGAUGGCUUUGCCCACUUUUUGCAGUCGAUGUGUGACAUUUAUUUGUGUUUAUGUAUUUUAUUGUAAAUAUGUGUGUCAUCACAGCGUAUGUUCAGUGUACGUGCAUGUGCUCAACAGGACGCUGAAUCGUGUUAUCAUGGAAAUGAGUAGGUGCUUUCAAAUGCAAGCUAAUGUAAGCAAUGAUUUGUCCUGAACACAACAAUAAAUGUGUCACUGAAAUAAUAAGAACUGAUAAAUAAUGUUGUCAAGAGCCGGUUAGUGUUGUGUAUAGUGAUAAUGUAAUCCAUGUAUUAGGGUGAAUUGUGUGUGUGUUGCUGAACCACAAGUGGCCUUCAGUUGCUCUGAGUGCUUUAGUGCAGUAACAGACACAGCCCAUUACUACAGCUGUAUAUACUGUAUUUACAAUCACGAGUACUACAUCGAACAGCAACUAACAGCCCAUCAUAUAGUAUUUGUUCAGUCAGUUUAAAUUGUGCAUGCAUUACAUUAUAUUACUGCGUCAACAACCAUACGGUAUAUUUGAAAAAUGAAAGCACAA
Messenger RNA from Dunckerocampus dactyliophorus (ringed pipefish), 3605 nucleotides. Its product is annotated as thyrotropin-releasing hormone receptor-like. The transcript is spliced from 3 exons. Gene Ontology annotation, molecular function: thyrotropin-releasing hormone receptor activity. The record is from RefSeq and is a predicted model, not a curated record. The coding region runs from base 157 to 1311 and encodes 384 amino acids. Gene Ontology annotation, cellular component: membrane. Gene Ontology annotation, biological process: phospholipase C-activating G protein-coupled receptor signaling pathway. NCBI's taxonomy places the organism in Eukaryota, Metazoa, Chordata, Actinopteri, Syngnathiformes, Syngnathidae.